AUGGAUCUCCCAUCCACUCCUGCACACUUUCUUCUGGUGGUUUACAUAAUAUUGAACUGUGUUACACUUCUCUUCUAUGAUGAAUUGUUGAUACAAUACCAAAUAAAACCUGCUCUUCUUGAAGCAACUUCUAGGAACAGGAGAUCCACAGCCAUUUUUCUUGGCAAAUUAAUAACUGGGACAUGCAAAUUAUCUUGCAAUAUUCUGAUUGUGCGUUUAUCUAAAUUGGUGACAACAAUGCCAGCCAACUUGGGUAGUUGGUUUGGUCCUACUGUUAGCACCGUCAUAACUCCACUCAAAGAUGUUUUCCUCACACAUGCAAUGUAUUGCUUCAGCACUGGCAAAAAUGUGAGAGAUCAUGAUAGGGCUACUAAGACUUUGAUUGGCAUACAGAAGGGUAUUCAAGGCGAGAUCGAAGCUGGUAUCCAGAACGGGUUGAUAGGAACAAAUGAAGCAAAAUUUUGGCUGGAAAGGGCAAAUAAAGCUAUAUCUGAAGAACAGAGAAACCAUCAACGAUAUGACAGUAGAUGCAGAAUUUUUGCUUGUUGCUCCCUAAAUUGCUGGUCAAACUACAAAAUUGGUAAGAGAGCAGCUCAGAAGCUGCCUGAUGUGGAUGCAUGUAUCAAAAAUAUACCCAGGACUGUUACAGACAAUCAACCGCCACCUUUUGUCAUAGAUAUCCCUGUCCAAUUUGCUCAACUUCCAAGUCAUGAGAAGGUCCUCUUGGAUGCUCAGAAAUAUAUUGAUGAUGAUCGAGUCGGAAUGAUUGGAUUAUGGGGCCCAGAUGGAGUUGAGAACACAUAUCUUCUCAAGAAGAUCAACAAUUCCUUUGUUGGAGACUCUCCAUAUUUUGUUAUCUUUGUGACAGCCUCCAGAGAAUGCUCAGUACAGAAUAUUCAAGAUCAAAUCAUACAGCGGCUUGACAUAGGACAGGAUGAUGGUGUAUCAACUAAAACCACCAGCAUAGCUAAACUACUCAGGACAAGAAACUUUCUCGUGUUGGUGGAUGACCUUCAUGAGAAGCUAGAUCUUCUAGAAGUUGGCAUUCCAUAUCCUCUCGGAACUGUGGGUGAAUUCAAGAGGAAAGUGGUACUCACCUCACAAUCAGAAAUUGUACACAGUCGAAUGGGUGUGAAUGAAUAUAUAGAAGUGCCUGGUUUGGGAGAGACUGAAGCACUAGAGUUAUUUAAACACAAUUUUGAUCAGGAAGAUAUUUAUUAUGAUCCCCACAUCGGGCCCUUGGUGAAUGAUCUCAUAAAGGAACUAAAAGGUAUACCAUCAGACUUGAUAGAAUUUGGGAAGCAAAUGCAAGGUAAAAGAGGUCCAGAGCAAUGGGAAGAUGUCAUUCGUUCAGUAAAGAAAUGGAACCUUCAAAAGAAAGACCCAAGUUCAACAGGAAGGACUUUGAGAAAUCUGGAGGAUGCCACCAACAACUUGCUUGCGAGGAGCAAUGAUGUCCGUCUAAGGAUUGUGGCUGCUGAGCGACAGUGCAUGAGACCCACGAAUGAAGUGAACAGAUGGCUGGAAAAGGUUUCUGCGAUCAAUUCUGACAUACAAGUUAUCUUUGACGGCUACAAGUUGAAUAAAGAUGUUAUUGUGGAGGCAUCUGAGAAGCUUACUGAGGUCCAAGAAUGUCUCAGUGCUUGUCCCAAUAAAAACAAUAUUACAUUUGAGUAUGCGCCAGCACCUGCCCAAGAGAUACCUGGUCCAUCAAUGUCUGACAAGAACCGUAAUCUUCAAGAGGCUCUCCAGUUCAUUAAGAAUGACCCUGUGGGAAUGAUUGGAAUAUGGGGCCCAGGUGGAGUGGGGAAAACAUAUCUUCUGCGAAAUAUCAACAACUCAUUUGGGGACAUGUCCUUGCAUGUUAUUUUUGUGACGGCCUCAAGGGGUUGUUCAGUGAGGACGAUUCAAGGAGAUAUUCUAAAGAAGCUUGGAAUGGCAGAAUGUGGUGAUUUGGAAUCACAACGCCAACUCAUCUAUGAAUUCCUAGUUGUACUAUUGGAUGACCUUUGGGAGCAAAUUGAUCUACAAUCAGUUGGCGUACCAUAUCCCCUUGGAAAUGUAGAUCAGGUCAAGAGAAAAGUGGUGCUUACAACAAGAUUAAGAAAAGUUUGUGGUGAAAUGGAGGUGAGGAAAGAGUUAAAAGUCGCUUGUCUACAGGAGGAUGAUGCAUGGCAAUUAUUCACAGAGAAGGUUAGUCAGGAAACUCUGUCUUCAAGUCCUCGUAUCGAAGCCCUUGCAAAAGAACUAGUUAAAGAAUUGAAGGGCUUGCCAUUAGCUUUGAUAGUUAUCGGGAAGGCAAUGUAUCCAAAAACUGAUCCAAUUGAAUGGGAAUAUGCCAUCCAACAUAUGCAACGGUCAUGCUGUGACAAAGAUAAUCCCCUGUCCAUAGAAAAUGUUUUUGGACAACUCAAGUUUAGUUACGAUAAUAUACGGAAUGACACCUUGAGACAUUGUUUCUUAACUUGCGCACUGUGGCCAGAGAAUUGGGAGAUUAUUAAAGCUGAACUCGCUCAAUGCUGGAUAGGCUUAGGUCUAGUGGAUGAGUGUGAUAUUCAAAGUGCCUACACAAAGGCAUAUAGUCUAAUAGGCGACCUUAGAGAUGCAUGUCUGUUAGAGAACUGGAGAAAUUGGUAUGGUUUUGUUAAAGUGCACGAUGUUAUUCGUGAUAUGGCUUUAUGGAUCUCGUGUGGUUGUGGAGAGGCCAAUAACAAGUGGUUUGUCCGUGCCGAAGCUGGUGCAGAAGAAAAUAUUAGCAUCUCUUGGAGCAAACCUGAGUACAUUUCACUGAUGUUGAAUGGAAUGAAGAAACUUCCUCCCUUUAGAUUUGAUCAUCACCCCAUGAAAUUGAGGGUGUUAUGCCUUCAAAAUAAUUACUUUGAUGGAAGCAUAGCUGAAACGGUCAUGAAUUUCAGUUCACUAACAUAUCUGGAUUUGAGGACAAACCUUCUCAAGAACAUACCCGAAGAAUUAUGUUCCUUGGCAAACUUGGAGUACUUUGAUUUGUCACAUAAUCCCCACAUAUGCGAAUUGCCUUACUGCUUUCGAAAUCUCUCUAAACUCAAGUUCUUGUACCUGCUGUGCACUAGCGUACGAAGAAUACCAGAGGAGGUCAUAUCUAAUCUUAAAGCACUACAAGUAAUAGAGUUGAGGACUUGCCGAGCAUAUGUUGGAGGAGGGCCCGUCAACUUUAUCCCUAAAAUAUUUGAAGAGUUGGGUACCCUAGAUCACUUCAAAUCAGCUGGAAUUGACGCUGAUGGUUUUGAUGAGUAUGCAUCACUAAGAGAAGCUGCUAAACUCCCCAUUAGGUCUUUAAGAUUGGGGAGUCUCAGAGAAACACAUGAGUUCUGCCUCUCUGACAUUCUUUCAAUUAGAUUUGCACGCAGGACUUUGUAUGAACUGGAUAUUAUACAAAGUAACAUGGAGCAGAUAAUUGUAAGAGACGAGUCAAACUACUAUUUUGGUGCUCUGAAUAAGCUCCUCAUGUGGUUUUUGGUAAACUUGAGAGGGAUAGCAUGGCUGGGCAGAUCUCCAGCAUCCAUUUUUCCAAGACUCACUUGUUUGGAUGUGAAUAGCUGCUCCAAGCUAGAGAACCUCUCUUGGGUGAUGUACUUGCCUUGCCUUGAACAACUUGAGGCACGUUUCUGCAACAUUAUGAAGGAAGCGUUUCCUGGGACAGGGCACCAUGGUGAAAUAAUGAGCACCGAUCAAGAAAGUUCAAUGAAAUCAAACGGUACAUUUUCUUGCCUGAAAUAUCUGCGCCUUUCAGAUAACCCUAAGUUGAUCACCAUCUGCAAUCCCGAUGUGACGUUCCCGUCCCUGGAGCAGCUGGUGCUCACAAAAUCUCCAGAGUUGAUCAGGCUCCCUUUCCAGAUGCACAGCUUGCCGCUAAAGCUGCAGGAGCUACAGUUUGAUGAUGUUGAAUGCUGGGACAGAUUGGAAUGUGAAGAAGGUGUCAAAUCUUUCCUGCAACCCUCUCUUAAAUUUGGCUAUGUGAGUGAAAUACCAUGAUCAGCUCCUCUGUUCUGUACCGCCGUGCUUCCUCGCUGGGCACACUCUGUACACUAGCCACAGGGCAUCAUUUCCUACAGAAUGGAACUCUCCAGAGGAGGCAAUCUGAAGCCAGCGAUGCAACGAAGUCUAAAUUCUUAACCUCGAAAGCUCUAUCUGAAUCCAACGAUGCAGCAGCCAAGGACUAGAAUUCUGAAGCUCACGUAAACUUGACAUGGAAGAUGGGAGGAGCCGUGUUUUUAUUCAUGCUCCUGAGCGUGGUUUGUGUCUUAUUUUUCUGGUGGUUGGUCCGAUAUCUAAAACUCUCGUCGGAGAGUGGUACUCCCUCCGUUUCUAAAUACAAGUCCUUUUAGAGAUUCCACUAGAGGACUAUAUAUGAAACAAAACGAAUGAAUCUAUAUUCUAAUGUAUGUCUAUAUACAUCUGUAUGUAGUUUUCUAGUGAAAAACUUUAAAAAGACUUAUAUUUAGGAACGGAGGGAGCAUUAUUUAUGUUUACUAGUGGGCAAAGGCACGCCGCGCCCAUCAAAGCCUGUGUGUGUGCGUCUGUGUUCCUUUUUUAAUGAGGGAAACGGAUACAAUGUGUUUGAAAGCGAGCUAAUGGCGUGAAAGUAUCAGUAUAUUUAGGGAGUUCAUGCAGGUCCAUGUACUUUCUUAUUUGUAGAAACUCACGAGGUCAUGGCAACAUGCAAGGAAGUUAUUUUCAUAUGAAAGAGUGGUGUCAUCGCUAACUAUGUCAAGGAUCCAUACUACAUUGCUACCGGCAACGGGGAGGAGUUGGUUGUGCCAUUGGAAGUCUGGUAGUAUGUGAAGUAAAAUAGUGCUAGAGGUGUGUAUUUUAGAUCUUGGCUACGGUGUAUCUAUAUUUAUAGAUAGUUUUGUCAUUUCUAGUCAAUCACCGGCUUGAUAAUUGAUCUUGGUCAUUGAUAUUUGUUUUUAUUUGUUUAUGCACAUAACAGGACUAUGUACAUCCGUACAUACAAGGGAAGAGUUUUAUUAGCAAGAGAUCAUGGAGAAACUUUACUGCCAA
Molecule: messenger RNA, 5040 nt
Organism: Hordeum vulgare subsp. vulgare (domesticated barley)
Lineage: Eukaryota; Viridiplantae; Streptophyta; Magnoliopsida; Poales; Poaceae
Product: probable disease resistance protein At5g63020
Molecular function (GO): ADP binding; protein binding
Source: RefSeq, a predicted model, not a curated record